AUGUCCGGAGGACCGCAGUAUAUUCCAGGAUUAAUGGGAAGUACGACCCGACUCCAGAAUGGGACAACACCAUCGUACGCGCAAACUAAUGGACCAUCAUCAGCACAACCACAAGUCCCAGCGCCGUACCCAUCGAAUUCGGUUGCGCAGAAUUCUCUUCAAAACGAUCUAGAGGAGAUUUUCAGUGCCAAUACAAACGGUGGAGGAUCUCAAUCAUACGCUGAUGUCCCAGCACGACAAAGCGGCAGUUUAGCCCCUGGCGCGCCAAUUGGAAACUCGGGAACUCCAGUUGGUGAAGGAGCUAGCCAAGCUGUUGGAACAAUCGGUGGACCAGCAGGGUCUAUUCAAACCAUUAGUUCAACGGGUGUUCAAUUCCAGUGCCCAAAACGGCCAAACCAUGGUAUUGAAGGAAGGUCAAUUUUAUUGCGAGCCAACCACUUCGCUGUAAGAAUUCCUGGCGGCACCAUUCAACAUUAUCAAGUCGAUGUUACGCCUGACAAAUGUCCGCGCCGUGUCAACAGAGAAAUUAUUGGAUGCAUGAUACAUUCUUUUGCUAAAUAUUUCAAUAAUUGUCGUCCAGUAUACGAUGGAAAACGAAACAUGUACACACGUGAUCCUUUGCCGAUUGGAAGAGAGCGAAUGGAAUUUGAAGUGACGUUACCAGGAGAUUCUGCUGUUGAACGGCAGUUUACUGUUUCAUUGAAAUGGAUUGGACAAGUUUCUUUGUCAACGUUGGAAGAUGCAAUGGAAGGAAGAAUUCGCCAAGUUCCAUUCGAAGCUGUUCAAGCGAUGGAUGUGAUUCUUCGGCAUCUACCAAGCUUAAAAUAUACACCAGUAGGUCGCUCGUUUUUCUCACCGCCUGUUGUUGGCGGCUCUUCGGCACCAUCUGGAGGUGCUCAACCAGCUCAGGCGGCUGCACCACCUGCGCAACCACCAGCGCAACAGGGACAACGCGGUCAAGGCGGUCAGGGAGGGCAGAAUCAGCAGCAAUCCAAUCAGUAUCAUACCGAAAGCAAAUUGGGUGGCGGAAGAGAAGUGUGGUUCGGUUUCCAUCAAUCCGUUCGCCCAUCACAAUGGAAGAUGAUGCUCAACAUUGAUGUGUCUGCUACCGCAUUCUACCGAUCCAUGCCAGUCAUCGAGUUCAUUGCUGAGGUGCUUGAGCUUCCAGUUCAAGCUCUUGCAGAACGUCGUGCUCUUUCUGAUGCUCAACGUGUAAAGUUCACAAAGGAAAUUCGUGGAUUGAAGAUUGAGAUUACACACUGUGGACAGAUGAGGAGAAAAUAUCGCGUUUGCAAUGUUACUCGUCGUCCAGCCCAAACUCAAACAUUCCCACUUCAACUCGGUAAUGGUCAAACCAUCGAGUGCACUGUUGCCAAAUACUUCUUCGACAAGUAUCGUCUCAAUCUGAAAUACCCGCACCUUCCUUGCCUUCAGGUUGGACAAGAGCAAAAACACACUUACCUUCCGCCAGAGGUGUGCAAUGUCGUGCCGGGACAGCGUUGCAUCAAGAAGCUCACUGACGUGCAGACGUCAACCAUGAUCAAAGCUACAGCCCGUUCGGCACCAGAACGAGAGCGUGAGAUCAGCAACUUGGUCCGCAAGGCCGAGUUCUCCGCAGAUCCAUUUGCUCAUGAGUUCGGAAUCACUAUCAAUCCAGCUAUGACUGAAGUUAAAGGACGUGUUUUGUCUGCGCCAAAAUUACUUUAUGGAGGAAGGACUCGCGCCACGGCUGUUCCAAAUCAAGGAGUCUGGGAUAUGCGUGGAAAGCAAUUCCACACUGGAAUCGACGUCAGAGUUUGGGCUAUUGCUUGCUUCGCUCAACAGCAACAUGUGAAGGAAAACGAUCUCCGCUUGUUCACGGCUCAAUUGCAAAGAAUCUCUAGCGAUGCUGGCAUGCCAAUUGUUGGAAACCCAUGCUUCUGCAAAUACGCGUCCGGCGUUGAACAAGUUGAACCAAUGUUCAAAUACUUGAAGGUCAACUACCCAGGAAUACAGUUGGUCGUUGUUGUUUUGCCUGGAAAAACACCUGUUUAUGCUGAAGUGAAACGUGUUGGAGACACAGUUCUCGGAAUAGCUACUCAAUGUGUGCAAGCAAAGAACGCUAUAAGAACCACACCACAGACGCUUUCCAACCUGUGCUUGAAAAUGAAUGUGAAGCUUGGAGGAGUCAAUAGCAUUUUGUUGCCAAAUGUUCGUCCACGCAUCUUCAAUGAGCCUGUCAUCUUCUUUGGAUGCGACAUUACUCAUCCACCAGCUGGAGAUUCUCGAAAGCCAUCGAUUGCUGCAGUUGUAGGAUCCAUGGAUGCUCAUCCGAGCAGAUACGCCGCAACCGUUCGUGUGCAACAACAUCGUCAGGAGAUCAUUUCUGAUUUGACCUACAUGCCGGCUAGAAUUGUUGUUUACCGUGAUGGUGUCUCUGAGGGACAAUUCUUCAAUGUUCUUCAAUAUGAACUUCGUGCCAUUCGUGAGGCUUGCAUGAUGCUUGAACGUGGAUAUCAGCCAGGAAUCACAUUCAUCGCCGUUCAAAAAAGACACCACACGCGAUUGUUCGCUGUUGAUCACAAGGACCAAGUCGGAAAAGCCUAUAACAUCCCACCAGGAACCACCGUCGAUGUUGGAAUCACGCACCCAACCGAGUUCGAUUUUUACCUCUGCUCCCAUGCUGGUAUCCAGGGAACCUCAAGACCAUCUCAUUACCACGUUCUUUGGGAUGACAACGGAUUGUCUGCUGAUGAGCUUCAACAAUUAACAUACCAGAUGUGUCAUACUUAUGUGAGAUGCACUCGCUCGGUCUCCAUUCCUGCUCCAGCCUACUAUGCUCAUCUUGUUGCAUUCCGCGCAAGAUAUCAUUUAGUUGACCGCGAACAUGAUUCUGGAGAAGGUUCCCAACCAUCAGGAACCUCCGAGGACACAACCUUGUCGAAUAUGGCUCGAGCCGUCCAGGUCCACCCAGAUGCCAACAACGUCAUGUAUUUCGCCUAA
Caenorhabditis bovis is the source of this 2982-nucleotide messenger RNA. The record is from the annotation of a GenBank genome assembly. Lineage: Eukaryota; Metazoa; Nematoda; Chromadorea; Rhabditida; Rhabditidae.